AUGAUAGUUGAGCGGGAACUUCCCGAGUUUCAAAGAGCUGAUGCAGUGAGCAGCAUAAUUUACGAAGCAAACGCCAGGAUUCGAGAUCCAGUUUAUGGUUCCACUGGAGCAAUUUAUCAGCUUCAAAAGCAAGUUAGUGAGCUACAAGCAGAAUUGGCCAAGACACAAGUGGAGCUCUUCAACAUGCAACGCCAGCAAGCCAAUUUGCUAUCCUCAGUUUGCCUAGAAAUGUCACAACAUCAAGAAAACAUGUUACAAACACCUUAUGAAAUUUCCAACUACUUCAAUGAUGAUGGCUAUCUAUGCAACACUACAUCUUGGGAACCCCUUUGGACAUGA
Ilex paraguariensis (yerba mate) is the source of this 339-nucleotide messenger RNA. The record is from the annotation of a GenBank genome assembly. Lineage: Eukaryota; Viridiplantae; Streptophyta; Magnoliopsida; Aquifoliales; Aquifoliaceae.